CUGAAUAACAAGUUGAACUGAGUUUUAUCAAGGUGCCGUGAAAGUUGGUCUAAACAUACAUACCUGCAUAGGCAGACAGAACGUGCGGUGAACGCAUAUCACAAGACCGUACAGAAGUACAAUCAAAUUAUACGUGCAAAGACCUCUAUGGCGUUGCAUAUGUAGGCAGGACUGAGUCGAUACAGCAGAAACCACAGAUGCUCGCGAAGAGCACGGUGAGGAAAAAAUUGGCUGUGAUCCGACAGCGCAAGAGUAGUCUGAAUCGAGUUUCGCAGGAGCAGAGCUCCGCGAGCCGCGAAGUCAACUGAGGGACAGUCAUCCGCUCGCACGCGCCAUGAAACCACUCUCGUCUUCCUACAGAUCGGAUGCUGUUCGAGCCCGCCACAUCCGCCUGACGCUACCGGUGUCCUCGAGCAAGAGCCGAGCACUGCGAAGACGCUAAUGGUGGGCACGUACGAGCAAGAUGACCGCCCUGUCCCCGCGACGUGUUCCAAAGCUGCACCCCGACCCUCCGCCUUCACAUGGCCGACCGGUACAGGCAAAUGUCAUGGCCCACCCACAAGCAAAACGAGGCCGAGACCCUCCCGUAAGUAGAUGGAAGGCCAUGCUACGCCUUCUCCGGGUAUGCGGGAUGCAGCUGUGUUUCUGAUACGUCGCGCCAGCCUGUGAGGCUGGGACCCGGCUGGGGCCGAUCGAGGGGGACCGCUCAGACCUUGGCCCGCUCACGAAAGCAGACGCGUGUAGCGUCCUGUACGUUGUGAGCCUCGCGGCUUUUGCGCUGUCGGAGGGAGAG
Fomitopsis serialis is the source of this 793-nucleotide messenger RNA. RefSeq lists its product as uncharacterized. Bases 464 to 649 code for a protein of 61 amino acids. The record is from RefSeq and is a predicted model, not a curated record. Lineage: Eukaryota; Fungi; Basidiomycota; Agaricomycetes; Polyporales; Fomitopsidaceae. The transcript has a single exon.